This is a messenger RNA of Asparagus officinalis (garden asparagus), 1081 nucleotides long. RefSeq lists its product as uncharacterized. NCBI's taxonomy places the organism in Eukaryota, Viridiplantae, Streptophyta, Magnoliopsida, Asparagales, Asparagaceae. The record is from RefSeq and is a predicted model, not a curated record. The transcript is spliced from 3 exons. The coding region runs from base 161 to 838 and encodes 225 amino acids.
UGAGAGAUUUAGAAAUGACAGCCAACAUCUAGGAGGACUAGCUCUCUCAAAAAGUGUUUGGGUGGAGCCAAAAACAUGCCAGCUCCUGCUAACUCCUCCUUUCCCCUGAUUCCUCCUCUUCUUCUACCUCUCAAACACCCACAUUGGGCCAAUCUGCGUCAUGGUCCGGGUUGGUGGGAGGCUGCCGGGCUUCUGCUUGAGCCAGAUCGCGACCAGGGUGCGCAUGCGAUCGCCGCCGUUAGAAUCUAAGCCUGCUCAGCCUACUGGGCCUUCAGGCAAUGAAGGGAAGGAUUCAAAGGAUUCAAGUGAGAAGCGUAGUGAAGUAGUUGGCUAUGUUGGUAGGAGAGUGAUGGUCGUAUUGGAUUCAAGUGCGGAGGCUAAGUGUGCAUUGCAGUGGGCAUUGUCUCAGUCAGUGCAGAGCAGUGACACUCUGGUUCUUCUUGAUGUUGUCAAGCCAUCAAAGCAGGGUGAUCAAACAGAGAAGGAAAGAGAUGCAAAGGAUUUUCAGCUUCUUAAUGCAAUGAGGAGUGUUUGCCAAGCAAAGAGGCCUGAGGUACAAGUCGAGCUCACCCUUGUAGAAGGAAAAGACCGAGGACCAACCAUCGUCGAAGAAGCAAGAAAACAGAACAUUUCUCUGCUGGUUUUGGGUCAGAAACGACGAUCGAUCACUUGGAGGUUGCUGAUGAUGUGGGCAGGCAAUCGGAUGGAUGGAGGGGCCGUCGACUACUGCGUGCAGAAUGCCACCUGCAUGGCUCUUGCAGUGAGGAGGAAGAGCAGGAGGGGAGGUGGAUAUUUGAUUACCACCAAGAGACAUAAAGAUUUCUGGCUUUUGGCUUGAAGAUUAAUGUUAGCAAAUUAGUUUGGAGGAGGAAGUGAUUGAUUUUUUGAAGUUGGUUUCUUUUUUUUUUGUGUGAAUGCCAUUAUUGUAAUGUCUUGUAAAUGAUGUAGUUGUAGAAAGGUAAGUUCCACAUAUAUGCAUGUUGUAUGUCCUGGUGUUUUUGCAAUUGGAAAACCCACAUUUUUUGCUUAAAUUAUGAGAUGAAUAAACUGUUCAAGUGUGUUUGUAUUUGAUUGUAAAAUU